AUGCAUCUUCCACCCAAGCACGUCGAGACCCAUGUGCCGACCCUGCGGCAGCUCAUCAGGGACAACCCCCUCGGGGUUCUGGUCACGGCACUGCCGUCACCGAACCACCCGACGAUCCAGUGCACGCACAUUCCAUGGAUCUUGGACGUGGCCGACGAAGCCGACGAAGCCGAGCUGGGCACUCUCCGCGGCCACCUGGCCCGCAUGAACCCGCACAGCAAGGCCUUGGCGGAGGCCGCCUCACCAGACAGCAACAGCAACAGCAACAGCAGCAGCAACAGCAGCAGCAACAGCAGCAGCAACAGCAGCGACGGACGGCCGGCCAACGGCCCCAUCGAGGCCGAGGUCAGCGUCCUGUUCACGGCCGCGGACCACGCCUACGUGCGGCCGCAGUUCUACGUGGCGACCAAGCCGACGACGGGCAAGGUGGUGCCGACGUGGAACUACGCGGCGGUGCAGGCGUACGGGCGCGCGCGCGUCUACUGCGACGGCGCGGACCCGGCGACGGCCGAGUUCCUGCGGCGCCAGCUCGGCGACCUGUCGCGGCACGCCGAGGGCCACGUCGCGGGCCACACGGGGGGGCCUGGGGACGGCGCGCGCGAGCCGUGGAAGGUCUCGGACGCGCCCGAGCGGUACGUCGAGCUGCUGAGCAAGAACAUCAUCGGCAUAGAGAUCAGGGUGGAGCGGCUCGAGGGCAAGUGGAAGAUGAGCCAGGAGAUGGGGGAGGAGGACAGGAAGGGCGUGGCGGCGGGGUUCGCGGCGCUGGGCACCGACAACGGGGCGGCCAUGGCCAGGAUGGUGGAGGAGAGGGCGGCGCUUGCGGCCAAGAAGAGGGGCGACUCUUGA
Molecule: messenger RNA, 846 nt
Organism: Gaeumannomyces tritici R3-111a-1
Lineage: Eukaryota; Fungi; Ascomycota; Sordariomycetes; Magnaporthales; Magnaporthaceae
Exons: 1
Coding region: 1-846 (281 amino acids)
Source: RefSeq, a predicted model, not a curated record